AGUCAUCUGACCCAGCUCCAUCCUCUGCAUCAGCGGAUCUUGCUGCAGCAGCAGAAUCAAACCCGAAGUUUCCCAGCCCGCAAGCCUUGGUCACAGCAGCCAGAUGCCUAUGCUAACCUCAUGACCCAAAGAGAAAAGGACUGGGUGGUAAAAAUGCAGAUGCUUCAAGUACAGAGUGAGAACCCCCGCCUGGACGAUUAUUACUACAGGGAAUACUAUGGGAAGCUAGAGAACAAGCAGGCAGCUGAAGAGCUGCUCAGACAAAGGAAGAGGGCCGAGUCUCGCAAGCUGGUCACACCUUUCAUCCAGAAGGCAAAGGCUUAUGAGUCAGUAGUUCGAAUUAAGGGUUCCCUGGGCCAGGUGGCUGUAUCGACAUGUUUUAGCCCUCGCCGAGCUAUUGAUGCUGUAUCACGCGGGACUCAAGAGCAGGACAGAGAAGCUGUAAACAGUCAGAGGCUUCAAGUACUAUCCUGGAUUGAGCAGAUGUUCCUUCAGGUGCUAGACAUGGAGGAGAGCCAGAAGAAUGCGCUUCCACAACCUUGCUACUCUGGGCAACAAAGCACCCCAUUCAAGAAGCUUUUCCAGGUCUUAGAGACCCAGGAACAGAGCAACCUGGAGGAGUCUGCGGUUAGCCUCCUGCAGGUGCUUUCUGUGAGGAAGGGGAAAAUCUUGGUAGCUCGGCUGCUCCCCUUCCUCUCCCAUGAUCAGGGUGUUAGCCUUCUGCGAUCUGUCAUCCACCAUCUGCCCCGCCUGAUCCAGAAGGAUGCAGCUGACCAGGUUCUACAUGUGUUGUUCAAGCCUCUGGGCAAAUAUAUCAGUCACUUGACCUCCCAUCAACUCCUUCAAGGACUUCAAGGGCUCAUAUUACCAGCUGGCUCCUCAGAACAACCAGUCUCUGUGGUACUUCAGAAUCAGUUUGGAAUAUCUUUGCUCUAUGUCCUGCUGAGUCGUGGAGAGCAGCUGGUAUCCUUGGAUUCUUCCUUAGAAGAACCCAACAGUGACUGCACAGCUUGGACAGAUCUGCUGGUUCUGAUUGCUGAGGAGAUAGCCCAGAUGCCUCCAGCUGCUUUGGCAGAACCCCUGUCCUUCCCCAGGAAUCUCCUUCCCUUGUUCAGGCACCACGUGAACAAACAGCUGUUUCAGCAGCUGGAAGCCAGGCUGGAGUAA
Jaculus jaculus (lesser Egyptian jerboa) is the source of this 1167-nucleotide messenger RNA. RefSeq names its product PAT1 homolog 2 (gene Patl2). Gene Ontology annotation, molecular function: RNA binding. The record is from RefSeq and is a predicted model, not a curated record. The transcript is spliced from 10 exons. Gene Ontology annotation, biological process: P-body assembly; deadenylation-dependent decapping of nuclear-transcribed mRNA. Lineage: Eukaryota; Metazoa; Chordata; Mammalia; Rodentia; Dipodidae. The coding region runs from base 121 to 1167 and encodes 348 amino acids. Gene Ontology annotation, cellular component: P-body.